Messenger RNA from Thunnus maccoyii (southern bluefin tuna), 1018 nucleotides. RefSeq names its product adhesion G-protein coupled receptor G2-like. Gene Ontology annotation, cellular component: membrane. Lineage: Eukaryota; Metazoa; Chordata; Actinopteri; Scombriformes; Scombridae. The coding region runs from base 20 to 331 and encodes 103 amino acids. Gene Ontology annotation, biological process: adenylate cyclase-activating G protein-coupled receptor signaling pathway. The transcript has 3 exons. Gene Ontology annotation, molecular function: G protein-coupled receptor activity. The record is from RefSeq and is a predicted model, not a curated record.
GGGAUUAGAAGCUGUCAAUAUGUACUUCGCCCUUGUCAAAGUCUUCAAUGUCUACGUGCCCUCUUAUAUCCUCAAGUUCUGUGUUCUGGGAUGGGGGAUUCCUCUGGUGAUCUGUGUCCUAGUGUUCCUCGUGAACAGAGAUGCCUACGGCAGUCACCUCUACACAGACAAGUCACUAGACAACUCUGACGACUUCUGUUGGCUGCAGGAUGAUGUGACAUUCUACGUGUCUGUGGUUGCCUAUGCCGUGCUGGUCUUUCUCUUCAACAUUGCGGUAAAUGACUGCAUAACUUUUAAGUUCAUACACAAGUUCAAACUACUAAAACACUGACCUACUGGUUAACAUAUCACAGUAUUCUCCUAAUAACAUUUUUUGCUCCAUUUCAGAAGGAAUAUCUGCAGGCCUUUUAAAUAUUGCACUUUUUAACAAUAUAUUUUUUUAUAGCUACAAUGGCAUAUAUAUCUUGAAAUUACUGGUAUACCACUUCAAAAUAACUGUGCCUGACAUGACUCAGUGUAACAGCAUUUAAGAUUUCUCCCAUUAAAUCAUCCAACUGAAGGCACAUAAAUAUCUAUAUGAAAUCUUAAAUUACUUUCCUUAACUACUCCAAACCUUCUUUUAAACAUCUUCUUAGGUUUUUAUAGUGGUUCUGAUCCAGAUUCGACACAUGCAGGUCAACAGUCCUGCUGGAACCCGCAGCGGACUGAUGCAUGAGCUGAAGGGAGUUGCCAGUCUAACCUUGUUGCUAGGACUCACGUGGACUGUUGGCUUCUUCACCUGGGGGCCGGCCAGAAUAGUUGUGCUGUACCUGUUCUCCGGACUCAACACCCUGCAAGGUUGUUGCUUUUUACUUUUGUACAGAGACAAUUACUGAAAGCCACUCAUAUGAUUUGUUCUUAAUUGGCACAUUCAAGUGAUUUCAGAGAGCUUUCACCAAUUUUCUUGUACUAAAAAAUGUUUUCUUUCUCCAAAAAGGGGAAAAACACUUGUCAGACCUAUUAAAGUUGAAUUAUAAUA